Gallus gallus (chicken) is the source of this 4855-nucleotide messenger RNA. It is a transcript of the gene CERS1, whose product is annotated as ceramide synthase 1. The coding region runs from base 280 to 1077 and encodes 265 amino acids. Gene Ontology annotation, molecular function: sphingosine N-acyltransferase activity. The transcript is spliced from 7 exons. Lineage: Eukaryota; Metazoa; Chordata; Aves; Galliformes; Phasianidae. Gene Ontology annotation, cellular component: membrane. The record is from RefSeq and is a predicted model, not a curated record. Gene Ontology annotation, biological process: ceramide biosynthetic process.
GGGAGGAAGAGCUGGUCGCCCUUUAAGAGCAGCCCCAUUACAUCACUUGCCAAGAGCUUUGGGCUCUUUCAGCCAGAGCCAGAUCCACUGCUCCUGCAGCAGCACCCGUUGCCCUUAGCAACAGGCAUCUCCGUGCUGUUGCCAUGGGAACGACAGCUGGGUAGCGGGAGGGCAUCUCCUGCCUCGCACAUCUCCUACCUCACACGUCACCUGCCCUCAGGACAGGUUUGCCAGCCCUUUGGUGAGUGGUGCAAGCUGCAGCCAAAAGAUGCUGCCAAGAUGCCUGAGAGUGCCUGGAAGCUGCUUUUCUACACAAUAUCCUGGUCGUAUGGCUUCUACCUGCUCUUCUUCACUGACUACCCCUUCUUCUAUGACCCACCGUCCGUCUUUUAUGACUGGAAGAAGGGCAUGGAUGUGCCCACGGACAUCGCUAUCGCCUACCUGUUGCAGUGCAGCUUCUAUGGACACUCCAUCUAUGCCACCGCCUACAUGGACACGUGGCGCAAGGACUCCAUUGUCAUGCUGCUCCACCAUGUGGUCGCUCUGACCCUCAUAGCCUUCUCCUACGCUUUCAGGUACCACAAUGUGGGCAUCCUCGUGCUCUUCCUGCAUGAUAUUAAUGACGUGCAGCUGGAAUUCACUAAGCUCAAUGUCUACUUCAAGCACCGGGGGGGUGUCUAUCAUCGGCUCAACGACAUCAUCUCCAACAUUGGCUGCCUCACCUUCAGUGUCAGCUGGUUCUGGUUCCGUCUCUACUGGUUUCCCCUCAAGGUGCUCUACGCCACUUGCUACUCCAGCCUCCAGUCAGUUCCUAAUAUCCCCUUCUACUUCUUCUUCAAUGCUCUGCUCCUCAUCCUCACUCUGAUGAACAUCUACUGGUUUCUGUACAUUGUCCUGUUUGUGGCCAAGGUGCUGAUGGGGCAGGUGCAUGAGGUGAAUGACGUGCGCGAGUAUGACGUGGAGGACAGCAAGAAAACCACAGCAGCCAAGAAGAAAGAGAGUGGGCUCCAGCUGCCCAAUGCUCUGAAGGAAGGGAUGCACUUGAAGAACGGACUUGUGAAAGACAAGCGGUUGUGAGCGUGGCUGCUGCAGCCUGGCUGGAUCUGGGGGCUGACCCAGGACCCUAUGCUCAAUCCCAGCAAAUGAAAGGCACAAGAAGAACUUGAUCCCCAACACCCCCUUCAUCCCCUGCCUGGAGCCGGGGAAGGGAUGCCACUGAUGGAACAGCCCCCUGCCAGGCCUUGCCUGUGACCAGGCUUCACCUGAUGCUGUGUAAUUUCUGUAGCCCGUACGUGCUGGUUCAAUUGAGAGGCAGUGGUUUUGCUGGUCCAGGUAGGAUUUGGAGCUGGCUUUAGGUCCCCUGGUGCUUCCUCCAUCCCUCAGCUAUUCUCAGUCCCUUUGUGAUUUCUCCUGUUGUUUGCAUUGGUUCCUCCCCACUGCUCUGCCUCAGCAGCACUGAAGGGUCCUCUGACGCAGUGUCAAGAGAGGGCUGGGGAUGGGGGGAACGUCCUCUCCUCCAUUGGCAUUGCAGUAUCAGGCAUGGGGACCCAAAGCCAGCUCUGCUCCAGAUGCCAGCAGGCAGCAGAGAGGUAAAGCAGUGCACUUCUGGGCCUUGCUGACCUGAAGGGGCCUGUAACUCAGAGAUGUCUGUACUCCUCUGGAGGCUGUAGCAUGCAGCACAGUUCCCAUGUGCAGGUCUUCCUGGAAACCCAGCCCUAGAGCAUUAUUCUGGCCCAGGAUAAAGGCCAGGACAUCUCAUUUGCUUAAAAAGCCCAUGUAGGAGAUAUCUCGGCUUGCCCAGCAAUGUCUGCUUGCUUGAGUGAAGAGCAGUCAAUCUCUGCUCCCUGUGCUGGUUUUCCAGGCAGCACCAACCUGAGCCUGGCGGGGUCUGCGGGCUGGGCUGGGUCAUACACCUCUUUGCUGUGAUGCCCUGAAAUUGUGGCUGACCCAGCACAGAGCUCCCCCCAGCUGGAGUCAGUAGGCAGUAGUAGGAUACUGGAUGCAUCCAUUCCAGGCAUCAGAGGUUGGCUCGUAUUUUUUAUUUUAUUUCUUACUGUUUGAUCUCUUUAUGUUGAUUUGACUCCAGGACUGCCAUGUGAGCCUCAGGGAAAGUUGCAUGGUAAACUGAAAGCAAAAUGUGACUUUGGCUUGCUGGAAACUGCCAGGCUGUGGCAGGAUGCGUCACCUUGUAAUUUCCUAGCAGAGUUUCAGAGGGCUCUAUCUGUGUGCUUUAGUUUCUUGGCUUUUGAGCUGGAUUUGCAGGAAGGAGGAAAUGGAGGAAACUGAAUCUCAGAGUAUCGGUGUGCCCGGGCUCUGGCACUGCUUGGGUUGCAGCGUUUGGUGUGUGCAUGUGCCUGAGUGGCCGUGUGAGGGGACCCUGCGUGGGAAGUGGGUGCUGAUUGCUGUCUGUGCACCUGGGCUGUGCACCUGGGAGGACGGUGUGAGGUGGGAGCUGAAGGGCAGAGUUUGAAGAUGUGGUGCACUGGAAGUUAACAGCCUUUGGAGAGAAGUGUCAAACACUGUGAUUGAAGAGCUGAUUGGGGAGGAGGCAGUGAGAGAAUGCCCUGACUGACCAAUGUCUCCCCAUGUGUGGAGUGGCCGCCAGAUCCACCCUUCUUCAGGGCACAGGGAGCAGCUCUGCGUGCAUUGCCACUGCCAGGAACUUCUUGUUGGACCUCAGUGGUAUGGAGAUGCAGAAGGGAUGGGAGCUCUGAGCUGCUGUCCUGCCGCAGCCUCAAAGGGUUAACAGACCCCGGGGGGCCAUGGGGAGCUGUUCACACCCUCUGCCCAAUCCUGGGAAUCCCUGUGUGCUAAUUGAGCACUAACGAGAUCAAAGCUCCCAUCAGGCAAUCAUCACCCCCUGGCUCUGUCUUCAGUGCAGCUGGGAGUGGGUCCCCUGCACAGCACUGCUCUUUGUCUGUGGGUAGGAAAGCAGAGCGAUGUGGUGGCCUCUCCCUGCGUGUGCCAGCUUUGGAGCUGGCCUUGCCUGGGCUCUCCUUACUGUGGCUCUGGGGAUGGAUUUAAGUUUGCAGGAAAGUUUGCUGUUAAAAUCCCUGGGUCUGAGCGCAAAGCCCAGCCCCAAAAUCCCCAUCCCGGUGCCAUCUGUGCUCUGGAGGAUCUUCCAGAAGAGAAGGAGCCCUCCUGCAACAAACAGAGACCCGGUGGAUGGUUGUAGGGUGGAGGAGUUUAAUGUCCCUGGGAACAUCAUCCGUGUCUUCGCUGACCAAGGUACAGAAAUGCUGCCGUUUGGGUCCUGUCUUUUGAAAGCUCUUUUGUGGUCUGGGCUGGGAAUGGCUGGGGGAGGACAGGGCAGCAGGCAGAACUGGUUUCUGAGACCAGUCCUGGCUGUGUAUGGUCUGAUCCACAAGCAUGUUGUAGGUAAUGGUGUUAGAGUUUAGGCUCCCAGCUUUGGGUGGAGGCAGAUGCUCAGCUGUCUGGCUGGGUCCUGUCCCCCUUCUCCUUCUGGUCCUCCUGCCUCGGGCUACUCACACAGCACAGCUGGCCCCCAAGCCUGGGGCUUCUCUGAGCCAUUCCGUUCCUUGGGAGCUGCUUUGUCAGUGCUGUCCACAUCUCAAGGCACUAUUAGGUUCUGUUGAGCUCGGGUUUCCAGUGGAAAUCUAGGGCUGGCUUUCCCAGGCAGCUUGUCAGUUCAGUCAGUUUGCUGCUAUGUGCCCUCCUUGCCCUCCAUCCCCUAACAACACCGCUGUCCUGGGGGAGACGUGGACGGUUUUCUGCAGGCUGUGCUGUGGGGCUGAUGGCCCCACCCCAUGGCACUGUCAUCUCCAUCCAGCAGCUGUGGAUGUGUUGAGCUGUGUCUGUCUCUGCUCUGCCCAUCUUCCUCUUGGUGUGCAGCCAGGAGCUUGGUUGAAUACUGGGAGGCUGAUCCUGCUCGACUUAAGGGGGGUUCAGACACCACCGCCUCUAUUUCUUCUUCUCCAUCAGGCCGCUUCAUUCAUAGCACGCAGCCCCAUCCGCUGCUGUGUCUGCAGAAGCGUCUGUACUUUAACCUCUCUGUGCUGGAGGAGGAUGAGCGCCUGACCAUGGCUCAGCUGGAGAUCAAAUUCAGCCACAAUUCGUACCACAGCCCCGGCCGGGGGGGGGGCUUCGAGCUGAGGCUGUACCGCAGCUGCCCGGUGCCGCUGAGGGGGACGCCCUCCCUGGAGCGAGGCCGCAAGCUGCUGCUGGAGCAGUCCUUUGCCCGCCUGCACAAGUCUCUGCUCUUCAACCUGAGCGACGUGGCAAAGGACUGGACAACUCACAGCAGGAACCUGGGCUUGGUCCUGGAGAUCGCGGUGAGCGGAGACGGAGCCUCAGCCCCGGGGAGCACGGGGCCACAGAGCCCCUGUGCCGGCAUCGACUCUUUCAUGGAUACCUCUCUCCUGGUGGUGACUCUCAGCCAGCAGCAGUGCAGGGCCUCCAGGAGGAGGAGGAGUGCUUACAACGUCCCCGUCACACCGAGCAACCUCUGCAAGCCCCGGCGCCUUUACAUCAGCUUCAGUGACGUUGGCUGGGAGAAUUGGAUCAUCGCCCCGCAGGGCUACAUGGCCAACUACUGCCUGGGCGAGUGCCCCUUCCCCCUCACAGCUGAGCUCAACAGCACCAACCACGCCAUCCUGCAGACCAUGGUGCACUCACUGGACCCCGAGGGGACGCCCCAGCCCUGCUGCGUCCCCGUCAGGCUGUCCCCCAUCUCCAUCCUCUACUAUGACAACAGUGACAACGUGGUGCUGAGGCACUACGAGGACAUGGUGGUGGAUGAGUGUGGCUGCAGAUAGCGGAGUGGAUGUGGGUAUGUGCUGUGGGGUCCCCGUGUGGCACACGGAAUGAUGGAUGGAAUAAAUCCAAGUGUGACAAA